Molecule: messenger RNA, 1217 nt
Organism: Fomitopsis serialis
Lineage: Eukaryota; Fungi; Basidiomycota; Agaricomycetes; Polyporales; Fomitopsidaceae
Exons: 4
Coding region: 58-867 (269 amino acids)
Source: RefSeq, a predicted model, not a curated record
ACAGAGGCGCAUUCCAUCUGAAGGUAAGCUCGCACUCUCAGAGCAUAUCACAUCGUGAUGGACGUAUAUCAGAUAGAUACUGUGCCUUCCACCGACCCUGAUGCGCACGAAUACACAUACGAAUUGACGGGUGUUCGUCGCUGCUUCGGCGACCAGGUGCAACCUUGGACGAGCAAAGCGCGGCGAACCUUCGAGGGUCCUGCCUCCGCCGCAGUACGCUCCGUCAAGCACACCGCCCACCGUAUGCUCUACGCCCACGCCAUCUCCAACGUGUUCGGCGUGCUCGAACAUCCUAGAGACAUGUUCCACCUCUUGCACGGCUAUUCAGCACCACCGGGCACGGAGGGGCCCGGUGCCGAGUCGCCUUUUGCCCGCCGUAUCAAGCCCGCGGUGUAUACCUACGUGAUAUCUGUGGACGACGACACCAUGCGAUUCUCCGAGACAGCAUGGCUACACUCGGACUGCGCCACUUCGGUGCGCUUUGCCGGCGAGUUCCACCCGCGGCCUGAGGGCGGGUGGGACAAGUUCAGCGACGAUACGCGCGACGAGGACGUGCGAUGGGAACUCGUCAUCGACAACAACUCCGGGACGUACGCGCCCAAAAAAGAGUUGCUGCCAGCGCUGAAGAGAGUACUUGGGAUGAACAUACCAGGGUUCACCAUCCUCGCUCUGGAUCGCGACGAUCCGGAGGUCGCACGCAGCAGCGAGGCGUGCAGGGCGUACGCGACCUUGAAGCGGGGGGUGAGUACGGAGGAUCUCCAGCCCUCUGUGCCGCCUGGGAACAAGACGCUCUUCGAGUACGCGUCGGAACGCCUCCACACGCACCAUCCAUCGCAUUUAGUGCCACGGAAGGGACAAACUGUAUAGGCACACAGCAACCUAGGUGAUCAAUAGUGGCAUCUCGUAUGAGCCGGAUGUAUACUAUAAUACCCGGUGCGAUACUUCUCUAUCGAUACCCUCUUGACCGGAUAGUCGAUACGCUCAGCAAACGAUAUGCACCACGAUGCCAACGAAUGGCGCCGUAGCGGUGUGCAAGGGCAGGCGAGGAUGUCACAACUUCCUGCUCCGAACGGUGCAGCAACCGUACAGACGUCUAUCCUGCAGCAGGUGCAGCUCACCAGGUUGAAAUCGUCUGUUCGAGCGCAGUUGAUUUCUACUCCAUGUCACCAUCAGCAAAUUGGUCGGCGGCUUCAUAUCGAGGCAUUCGUUGCGUCACA